Messenger RNA from Cricetulus griseus (Chinese hamster), 650 nucleotides. The record is from RefSeq and is a predicted model, not a curated record. Lineage: Eukaryota; Metazoa; Chordata; Mammalia; Rodentia; Cricetidae.
CAUGUCUUAGGUUGUCUUCUUGUGUCCUGCGGUAGGUAGGCUACACCAUUCGAUUUGAGGAUUGCACCAGCCCAGAAACAGUCAUCAAGUAUAUGACCGAUGGCAUGCUGCUGAGAGAGUGCCUGAUUGACCCUGACCUCACCCAGUACGCUAUCAUCAUGUUGGACGAGGCUCACGAGAGGACCAUUCACACGGAUGUGCUCUUCGGAUUGUUAAAGAAGACAGUUCAAAAACGACAAGACAUGAAGCUGAUUGUCACCUCAGCCACCUUGGAUGCGGUGAAGUUUUCUCAGUACUUCUAUGAAGCUCCCAUCUUCACCAUCCCUGGUCGGACCUAUCCAGUGGAAAUACUGUACACAAAGGAGCCCGAGACAGACUAUUUGGACGCCAGCCUGAUCACUGUUAUGCAGAUCCAUUUAACAGAGCCACCAGGUGAGGGGAGUGGAAGGCUUUUGUCUUAGGCCAAAAAUCCUACUGGGUGUAUUUUUGGCUAGUCUUGUAAGAAACACAUUUUAAAUAUUGUUCUCUUUGUAAGUCUCAGGCAUGCAUAUUUGGAAUAAAAUAUUAUUCCAAAUUAAAAUAGUGAUAUAAUAGUUUAAAAAAGUGAUAUAAGGUUUAAAUGCACUUAAUUAAAUGUAGACAGAUGAUAA